CCCAAACAAUAACCAGAGUCCUAUAUUUUAAGAGAAAUCAGAAAUCUACAAUACCACGAAUUUCUUCUUCGUUAAGCAGUCGCCCUCUUGCACUCCAAAAACAAAAAGCACUUCCCUUUUGAAAAGCUUAAAGUGGUGUACCGUGACAUGGAUGAUGGGCCUUUCCAGACUCAUGGUCUUCUUCUUCAACUUUUAUUGAGAGUGGUUCAGAGUAUAUUGUAGCAAACAAAGUGUUAUCGCUGGGAGUUGCUCAUCUCUGAAAUACUACUACCUUGUAGCUUUUCUCUUCUAGGCUUCAGAACUCGAAUUACGGCUGCAGCCUGGAGAAUAGUAAAUUUUCAGUAUUGCAGGGCGGCAACUUAACAUCCGAGUGGAGUCAAGAGGCUUUGGUUAACAGAAGUUUCCAUUCGACCAUUAUAUUGUCCGAUUGCGUACUGAAUUUUCACAAAGAGCAUAUAACAAAGGCCGAACUUUUACCCGUGUCCCAUCCAUGGCUAAUAAAUCCAUGAAUAGUAUUAGCUUCAAGGCACUGGUGGACAAGCGGAGCAACAAAGUUAUCUUCAUAGAAACUGAUAAUGAUUUUGUUGAUGUUCUCUUCAGUUUCUUGACAAUACCAAUGGGAACAAUCAUCAGAGUUGCCCGUAAACAUUCAUUACCAGUGGAAACAGGUUGCAUGAACAAUUUGUAUGCAAGUGUUGAAAAUAUUGAUGCACGUAUUUUCCAGACUGGAGCAUGUAAAGACAUGUUGCUGUGUCCUCGUAGUGGGGCUGAACUUCAUUGCAAGAAUCUCCAAUUGAAGAUUAACAAUGAUGAGCCCACACAGUAUUUUUCGUGCUCUAAGGAUUGCACCUGCGGUUAUAAAUUAUUUAGUCAUUACAAAGAUGUUCUUUGUAAGUGUGGAGAACCCAUGGAUAAUGAGAUACCUCUUCAGUGGGAAAGUUGAAGAAAUCCUCUUCUGCAGAUGGUGGAGUGUUCUGUAAAGGACUUACCAGAUUUAUAAUUACUGAUGAUCUAGAAGUGAUGCCACCAUCAAGUUCGGCGAUCUGUUCUUUAUUUACUAAGCUUAAAGUCAUGGAUGCUAGUACUACUGAGGAGCUGGCUUUCAAUGUAGGAUUUGGUGAGGUUUUGGAAAUGCUUGUAUGCUCAUUAGUAUCAAAGACGCCUUUGUCAGAAACUCUUCUGAAGCUUAAAUCACAACCAAACUUGAGCAAUGAAUAUCCAAAUCAAGGAAUAUGUAUUGAACCUCAAACAGUAGGAGGCUGUAUGAAUGAGGAAGACACCAUUUCUGUGAAGCUUAUUGUUUGCAAAUCUCAGAAGAUUGUUUGUUAUGCAGAAGCAGGGGAGGAUUUUGUCAAUUUAGUUUUCAGUUUCCUGACCGUUCCACUUGGGUUUAUAAUAAAACAGAUCCAGGAUAGGUCGUCCUCUUUGAAAGGAAGCAUUGAGCAGCUGUACAAGAGUGUCCAGGAUCUUGAUGAUGAAUUCUUCAAAUCAAAUUACCAGAAGGAAAUUUUACUCAAUCCGAAGCUUUACCCUGGUUUUUGCUAUGAGAACCGUCUUUUAGGAAUUGAGUAUGGCCUGGAGACCUCGAAUUAUUAUGCACGCUACUGGACAGGUGAUUCCUUUAGUAAAGUGGUGACUACUGAUAAAGACUUUGUUCCUUCCUAUUCUUCUUACAGGCCAUCAGUGACUACUGUCCCACUUAAACUCAAGUAUUGCGAGACUUUGAAUGACCCCGUACGUGAUCAAGGAUUUUUGAAUGGACCGACAAUGUUUACAAUUACUGACAAUCUGAUCAUAAGGCCCAUAUCUCCUCUAUUUGGCCUCUCUGUUUUAAACAAAAUGAAGGUACCAUUCACUGAUAUUGAGGAGCAAAUUGUGCAGGUUGGAAAGGAGGAGGCUUUUCGCCUUCUGGUAACAUCUUUUCUUAGUGACUCUUCUCUCACCAGCGUCUUCCUUAGGCAGCCAAAGAGCAAAUUCGAACAAUGACCAAAGCAGGCUUUUCGCCUCUUGGUAACAUCUUUUCUUUGCGACUCUUCUCUCAUCAGUGUCUUCCUUAGGCAGCCAAAGAGCCAACAAUGACCAUAGUUCAGUUAUCUAAUGUAAGAGCCAGGUGAUGCUUUUGAUACUGGAACUCAACAAUUGUUAUUUGCAUAAAGCAUGCACGUACCAGUUAUAUAUACUGGAAAUCAUGUGCUUCACAACACCAAUGAUUGUGAUUCUGUCAUUGUAUACACAUGUAAGCAAGUCUUCCUUUAUAUUGUUGUGCAGUAUUUAAAAUGUUGUGCGAGAUUACUAAGUGCAAUGUAUUCUUUAGUUGGAUCUUCAAACCUACAAGAUUUGAUAAAAGGUAUCAGAGUUGGUUGUUCAACUGUGUGACUAAGUACAGCACAUGACAACUGUGGAAGUGCACAUCAACCUCAAAUGUGGAUGAGAAGGAUGCAUAAAUGAAUUAUCUGUGGUUCAUUCUAGUUCAGUGCACGGUCUCAUGCUUAUCGAUUUGGUUUUUCAUUUCUAUACUAGCAAAAGAGUACGCGCGAUGCCGCGGGCUUUAUUGUUGUAAACAUCUGCUCCUUGGUGUAUGUCAGAUCGGGAUUGCGAAUCCUCGGACCUCCCCCCCUUCAUACUGUCGUUCCACGGAGGCAUAUAUGCAAGAAAAUUUAGGGUUUGUUGGGUCAUAUAUGACUUGCACUACUAUGAAUCUGUAUACGAUCAGUGGGCUGCACAUUACAUAUACGUAUAGGGCUCUGAUCUGGUCCCUGCAUAAGUGCAUAUAUUCAAGUUCUAGCAACUAGUCAAAGUGUUUCAUGCAAUUGUGGAUCUAAGAUCUAAAAAUGGGGUGGGUUACGUAUUCAUGUGUCUCUUUGGGCGAAGCUCAAAAAAUUUUUUUAGUACAAUUAUGCACAAGUGUGGGAAUGCAGAAGCGGGGAGAUAAGAAUUUGAGAGUCUAAGUGUUCAACGAUUGAUUUAGUCUGGAAUUUAGGCCUUUUGGGAAGAAGACGAAGAAUGAGAAUUUGUGAUGGAUGGAGAGAAUGGAAGAGUCAGAGAGGAGUAUGACUUUGAUAAUUCAUAAGUUCGGGUGGGUUUCGUCAAACAAACAUACAUACAAACAUAAAAUAUAUAUCAUAUAUAUAAGUUUUUUUUUUUUUUUUUCAACUCAAAAUUCUGGGGAGGGCUUGAGUCCUCCCACCCCUAUACCUAGAUCCACCCUGGUUUCAUGUAAGAGUUGAGUAUAUAUUCACACAAAUAAAAAAUUGAUCAAUGUCUCCAAUUGAUUAUUUGGGGUGAAUAUAAUAUUGUUCUCAUAUGUA
Molecule: messenger RNA, 3308 nt
Organism: Rosa chinensis
Lineage: Eukaryota; Viridiplantae; Streptophyta; Magnoliopsida; Rosales; Rosaceae
Exons: 4
Coding region: 1021-1986 (321 amino acids)
Source: RefSeq, a predicted model, not a curated record